AUGUAUUUUAGCAAAAGCUCUAGUUCAAGUUCUUCUGAUGGAUAUGGUGACCAUUAUAAAGAAUUUGAUAAUAUAGUAGAUGAAUUUGCAAGAAAUUAUUUACCAGCUUAUUUCUUCCUACAACCUACUACACCACAACCCUUAAAUCGAAAUGUAAAUGAGGGUGUCGAGGAAGAAGUUAGGGGAGAUAGAAAGAGGGAGGAGGGCCAUAAUCAAUUGUUUCGAAUGAAUAGACCGUUGUUCAAUCGCAUUAUGAACACGGUGGUUGAAACCGACAAGUUUUUCAAGCAGCGAAGAGAUGCUACAGGAAGGCUUGGGUUAUCACCAUUACAGAAAUGUACAGCUACAAUAAGAAUGUUGGCAUAUAGUUUGGCACCAGAUGCUGUCGAUGAAUAUGUACGCAUGGGUCAAACAACUGCACGACGUUCAUUGCACCAUUUUUGUGAAGGGGUAAAUAAUAAUUUUCAAGAUGAGUAUCUCAGAACUCCAACGGACGAUGACCUAAGGAGGAUCCUUUACCAAAAUGAAAGCAGGGGAUUUCCAAGAAUGAUUGGUAGCAUUGAUUACAUGCACUGGGUGUGGAAGAACUGCCCUAUGGCAUGGAAAGCCCAGUAUUCUGGGCGAAAUAAGAACGCAACCCUAGAUCGGGCACCGCCAAUAAAUUUUUCAGUGAACGGUCACGAAUACAACUUAGGUUACUAUCUAACAGAUGGUAUCUACCCAGAUUGGGAAACAUUUAUCCAAGGAUUUAGCCACCCACAAAUUCAGAAACACAAGUUGUUUGCUGAUAAACAAGCAGCAGCUCGAAAGGAUGUUGAACGUGCAUUCGGAGUUUUGCAAGCAAGAUUUGCAAUACUACGACAACCAUCACUUGCUUACGAUGAAGAUAUUUUGUCUGACAUUAUGAAAGCUUGCAUCAUAAUGCACAACAUGAUAGUCGAGGAUGAACGACAUCACUACAUUCGAGCUGAUGUUUUGAGAAAAUUCUAUGAAGAAGAUCAACCACAACGUAGAAGCACUAGUGCCGGAACAAGCAGAAGUGCACCGGCGAACAACGAUGAGCCUUUUCAAUUCAAUACUGGACAACCAGAAAACAUUGAUAUUGACACUUAUUUGGGAAGAAGGAAUGCUUUACGUGAUAAGGGCACACAUGAAUCGCUUAAAUAUGACCUUAUCGAGCAUAUUUGGCAAAAAUUUGGUCCCGAGAAUCAAUAA
Messenger RNA from Chenopodium quinoa (quinoa), 1215 nucleotides. RefSeq lists its product as uncharacterized. The record is from RefSeq and is a predicted model, not a curated record. NCBI's taxonomy places the organism in Eukaryota, Viridiplantae, Streptophyta, Magnoliopsida, Caryophyllales, Amaranthaceae. Bases 1 to 1215 code for a protein of 404 amino acids. The transcript is spliced from 3 exons.